GCUUCUGCUCCGUCCACAACCUCUGGUAUUUUCAACCACUUUCUCUACUAUUCUCGCUAUCAAUGCUGUACAUUCCGAACUAUCCAUGCUCAUUACGCAGCAAUAGCAGAGACUGAGCGGCAGACGACCAUCAUACCCAAAGCGCAAACUCCUAGCGAGAAGCCAGAACAUACCAAACAAAAUGCAGCACGACACACCUCCCAACAUGUCCUCCAUGGACGACGCCACGGCAGCCCUCAUCCUGCAACUCCUCCAUGAGGACAGCCAGAACGCGGUGGCAGAUAUGGUUGGCAAGGGCAAGCAGGUGGCCGGCGCCGAGACGGACAACCAGAUGGCAAUGCGCCUCUUCCUCGAGGAAGAGGUCCAGAAGGCCGAGACGCUCGUCGCAGACCGGAUCAUGACCCGGAGCCUCCAGACUGCCGUCCGCCUUGAUGGAGAAGCCUGUGUGCUAGCACAAAGGCAAGAGCGGAUGGCUACCCAUGACCGAGACCUGUCCAUCUCGCUGAGCGGCAGUCAUGGUGGUGCAGCUGCAGGAUCAGCUGUCGAGAAUAAGGAGGAGGGCUCAGGCGCAUCCGACACUGACGACUACGAGCAGCUGAUUGAGAAGAUGGCACAUCUCUACGUCGCGGCGCAGCAUACAGACGACAUCGAAGCUCGUCACGACAACGACGACAACGAGACUUCGAGCUUCGCCGGAGACCAGCCGGAGAGCUCUGCAUGGGCAGCCUCACGCGAGGCAGGAAGAGCGCCUCAGCUGCAGCGCCAAACAACAUCGGGACACAAAGACCCAAUGCACCAGUGCAACUCGUGCAUGGAACGCAAGCAUCACGCAGAGCUGGCCACCGUGCCGUGCAAGCACGAGUACUGCCGCGACUGUCUGCAGCAGCUGUUCCGCCAUGCAAUCACGGAUGAGGUCUACUUCCCGCCACGAUGCUGCAAGCUGGCGAUUCGGCCAGGUCACCAGAUACGCCUUUUCCUCACGGGCAAUCUCGUGCGCGAGUUUGAGUUCAAAGCAGUCGAAUUCUCUACUCCUCGCCGCACCUACUGUCACGACCCGUCCUGCGCCGCGUUCGUCCCGCCCUCACACUGUCUCAACGCCGUCGCCACUUGCACCCUGUGUGCGCGUCAGACCUGCACGACCUGCAAGCAAGCCGCACACGGCGGCGACUGCCCCAACGACGAUGCGCUGCAAAGUGUCAUUGAGCUUGCGAGACAGCAAGGCUGGCAGCGUUGCCAGCAAUGUUGGAGCAUGGUGGACCUCAGCAUGGGUUGCAAUCACAUGAGCUGUCGUUGUGGGUUUCAAUUCUGCUACGUAUGCGGCGCAGAGUGGAAAACUUGCCAAUGCGACCAAUGGGACGAACGCCGUCUUUUCGAACGUGCUGCUGAGAUUGACGCACGACACCAUCCCCGCGUGGCUCGCGAAAGGCCAAAUCCGCGGAUUGCGGCACUCAUGGAAGAUCUCAGGAUCAACCAUGAAUGCACCCAUGAACGGUGGCGAGGUAGGCCAGGCCCUCGGCGAUGCGAAGAGUGCUUCCAUCUGAUGCCGCAGUUCAUUUAUGAAUGUCGGCAGUGCCAUGUUAUGGCAUGCCGGCGCUGCAGAUUCCAUCGCAUGUGA
Microdochium trichocladiopsis is the source of this 1615-nucleotide messenger RNA. RefSeq lists its product as uncharacterized. The transcript has 3 exons. The record is from RefSeq and is a predicted model, not a curated record. Lineage: Eukaryota; Fungi; Ascomycota; Sordariomycetes; Xylariales; Microdochiaceae. Gene Ontology annotation, biological process: protein polyubiquitination; positive regulation of proteasomal ubiquitin-dependent protein catabolic process; ubiquitin-dependent protein catabolic process. The coding region runs from base 182 to 1615 and encodes 477 amino acids. Gene Ontology annotation, cellular component: ubiquitin ligase complex; cytoplasm. Gene Ontology annotation, molecular function: ubiquitin conjugating enzyme binding; zinc ion binding; ubiquitin protein ligase activity.